This is a messenger RNA of Asparagus officinalis (garden asparagus), 519 nucleotides long. RefSeq lists its product as uncharacterized. The record is from RefSeq and is a predicted model, not a curated record. The transcript has a single exon. Gene Ontology annotation, molecular function: aspartic-type endopeptidase activity. NCBI's taxonomy places the organism in Eukaryota, Viridiplantae, Streptophyta, Magnoliopsida, Asparagales, Asparagaceae. The coding region runs from base 1 to 519 and encodes 172 amino acids. Gene Ontology annotation, biological process: proteolysis.
AUGGCUCGAGUUUACUCUCUAACCAAGCAAGAGGCUCUGGCAAAUAAUGAUGUGGUGUCAGGUACUAUACCUAUAUUUUCUACUUUUGCUCGAGUUCUAUUUGAUUCUGGAGUUUCGCAUUCUUUUAUUGCUACACAAUUUGUUAGAAAGAAGGGGUUGCCAUGUGAUGCACUAGAGCAUGAAAUGUAUGUUAGCACACCGGGAGAUAUCAUUCUAAUAUCUAAUAAGUAUUGCAAAUGUAAGAUAAACAUAGUGGAUAUGGAGCUUUUAGUGGAACUGAUUAUCCUUAAUAUGCAUGAUUAUGACAUCAUUUUAGGAAUGAAUUGGUUAUCUAGAAAUCAUGCAUCUAUUCUGCAUCUAGAGAAAAUGGUGGUGUUUAGAAUUCCCGAUCAAUCGGAGUUUUGCUUUGAGGGUAGUAAGGUGCAAAAACCUAUGCACAUUAUAUUAGCCCUUCAAGCUCAUCUCAUGUUGAGGAGCGGGUGCACUAGUUUUCUAGCAUCAGUGAAAGACUUAAGCUAG